This is a messenger RNA of Xyrauchen texanus (razorback sucker), 13469 nucleotides long. It is a transcript of the gene klf13, whose product is annotated as Kruppel-like factor 13. The record is from RefSeq and is a predicted model, not a curated record. The transcript has 2 exons. Gene Ontology annotation, biological process: regulation of transcription by RNA polymerase II. Gene Ontology annotation, molecular function: RNA polymerase II cis-regulatory region sequence-specific DNA binding; DNA-binding transcription factor activity, RNA polymerase II-specific. NCBI's taxonomy places the organism in Eukaryota, Metazoa, Chordata, Actinopteri, Cypriniformes, Catostomidae. The coding region runs from base 3545 to 4324 and encodes 259 amino acids.
UGUUUCUUACAAUCUACUUACAGUACAUUAAAUGUAUGCAUUUUAAUGAUAUAAGGGUUUCUUUUUAACACUCUCACACUUUAACACAAUUUGUAUCUAAUUUAUCUACUAACAAUGUACAGUAGUGGCCAAAACUAUGGGCACCCAUGGGAAAAUGAGCAAAGAAUGCUGUGAAAAAAAAUCUGCAUUGUUUAUCAUUUUGAUCUUUCAUUCAAAAAACUCUUUCAAAAAUUGAGAGAAAAGAGAUACAUUUUUAACCUUUAAUUGAAGUAGAUAAUUGAAAGACAGGAAAUAUCUCACUAUUAAAUAAAUAUUUUUCUCAUAAACACAUUGCCCACAAUUUUUGGCACCCCCUAGAAAUUCUAAUGAGUAAAAUAUAUCUGAAGUAUAUUCCCAUUCAUAUUUUACAUUUUUGAGUGCACCUGGGUGACUAGGAACAUUAAAUUGUUCAGCCAUGAUUUCCUGUUUCACAGGGGUAUAAAUAUGAGGUAACACAUUGGCUAAAUUCCCUUAAUCAUCAAUCACAGUGGGUUAGACUAAAGACUACAGUUCUGAUGUGUGGCAAAAGGUUGUUGAGCUUCACAAAAUGGGAUGUGACUAUAAGAAAAUAUCCAAAGCAUUGAAAAUACCCAUUUCCACCAUCCACGCAAUAAUUGACAAGUUCCAAUCAACUGGAGAUGUAAUGAAUCAGCCAGUCUAUAUUGUCUCCACGCACAGUGAGGAUUGUUCAAGUGGCCAAAAAAUCUCCAAGGAACUGGAGAAUUGCAUAAAUGUGUUGGAUCUUGGGGUCAGAAAGUCUAAAAACAACCUAAACAAAUAUCAGAUAUCACCUACAUCACAAGUUGUUUGGGAGGGUUUCAAGGAAAAAAACUCUUCUCUCAUCCAACAACAAACUCAAGCAUCUUCAGUUUGCCAGACACUACUGGAACUUCAAAUGCGACUGGGUUCUAUGGUCAGAUAAAACAUAAAAAGAGCUUUUUGGCAGCAAACACCAGAGAUGGGUUUGGCAAACAGAGAUGAACAAGUACCCAAUGCCCACAGUUAAAUGUGGUGCUGAAUCUUUAAUGUUGUGGGGCUCUUUUUCUGCCAGAGGUCCUGGACAUCUUGUUUGGAUACAUGGCAUGGACUCUAUCAAACACAACAGAUAAAAAAAUCUAAACCUGACUGCCUCUGCCAGAAAGCUUAAAAUGGGCUGUGGUUGGAUCUUCCAGCAGGACAAUGAUCCAAAACAAACAACAAAAUCAACACGACAAUAGUUCACUAACCACAAAAUCAAGGUUCUGUCAUGGCAAUCCCAUUCCCUUGGGCUGAACCCCAUAGAUCAUUUGUGGGGUGAACUGCAGAGGAGAGUCCACCAGCAUGGAUAUCUGAAUUAGAAGGAUCUGUAGAGAUAAGUGUAUUGAGGAAUGGUCUCAGAUCACUUGCCAUGUGUUCUCCAACCUCAUUAGGCAUUAUAAGAGAAGACUCAGAGCUGUUAUCUUAGCAAAGGGAUGUUGCAAAAAGUAUUGAAUAAAAGGGUGCCAAUAAUUAUGGCCAAUGCAUUUUGGAGAAAAAUAUGUAUUUACUAAUUAGAUAUUUCCCUUGUUUCAAUUGUUCUACUUCAAUUAAAGGUUAGAUUUUUGUAAAUUUUUUGAAUGAAAGAUCAAAAGGAUAAACAAUCCAGAUUUUUUUUUUCUUUGCUCAUAUUUACCAAGGGUACCAAUAUUUUUGGCAACUACUGUAUGUACAUGCACCACAGGAUUUUUAAUGUCAUUUUUUCUUUUCUGAAAGUUAUUCCCACCACUGUGUCAUUUCCAUCAAAUCUCAAAUUCUGAAUAGAUAAAUGAAUGUUAGGUUCCGGGCAUCACACGCCACCCCCCCCCAAAACAAAACAAAUCUACGCCCUUGGUUACACUUUUAGUACUUUUCUGACACUACACUUAAAGCGCUCGCUAUGCCUAACUCUAUACCUAACAAUUUAUGUAUUCUAAAUUACACACAAUUAAACGAUUAAUCCACCCAAAUAUUUAAAUUCAAUCAUUGUUUACUCACCCCAGUGUUGUUAUAACCCUAUAUGAUUAGUUGUACAUUUGGAAAAAAUCAUUUUUACAAUAAAUAUAGAAUGUUUUGUGUUUAUUUCACUCUUUGUUUAGAUAGCUUAAAAUAUAUAAUCCUUUGUAAUUUUAUAAUUGAUUUUCAUAGUUUAAUUUUAUGUACAUAAAAAGGCAGUUGAAAAUGACCAAAAAUAAAUGAAAAAGGAAUGAAAAUGUAUCAAUUAUAAUCAUUUACAUUGAUUUGGCAGAGGGUCUUGUCCAGUAUUGGGUAAGUUACUCUAAAAAAGUAAUUAAUUACAAACUACUAAUUUAAUCUUCUACAGAGUAAUUAGAUUACUGUACUAAUUACUCUGUCUGAAAUGUAUUGCAUUACUUUUACAAAUUACAUUCUAAAACCCUCAUCAACCUCAACCAGAUGAAAAAUAUAAGGAUAGACAUGAAACUGUUGUUUUAAAUCUUUCAAAUAAAUCAUAUAAAAUCAAAUUAAUUAUUCAUGAAGUGGCCAAAGAAUUUAAGGGGGCAGCGUUAAAUUAGAAAACAUAUAUUUUAACAUUAGACGCUACAUUUCGAUUUUUAAAUUCACUAUUGUUUUAUACAGAAUUGUUAUAUAGUAAUUAACGCAGUUACAUCAGAAGUAACUGUAAUUAAAUUAAUGAGAAAUUUAGAGUAAUCCCUUCCCUUUUUCCCCAAUGAUAAAGAAAUGUAAUUACAGUAAUUAAUUACUUAAUAAUGCAUAUAAACCAACAUUGGUCUCGUCCAAAGGUACUAACAAUGCAUUCAAGAUAUACAUUUUAUUGAUAUUAUCAGGGAAUUUAACCCAUGACCUUUAGCAGUGUUACUACCAGUUCAGCUACAGAAAUACUACUUCUUCUACUAAUAAACAGCACAAAUUAAAGUUUGUGUUAGUGACAAAACCAAAACCACUCCUAAUUUAUAAGGGAUAAUGAUAGAUAAUGUGGAUUAUAAUGCUUUAAAAAUAAAGUCCAUCCUCACACCUACAUAACUGCAAAGCCUUAUGUGAGCUUAUAGGUACUGAGUGAAGUUCUUCUGAUACUUUGUAAAAGUUUGGUGGGGGCAAGUAAGGUAGUGCUCUCCGGGACACGUCGCCAUCCAAUGAUUGCGCGUCCGCUCUGACGACGUUGCCAAACGCUACCGGCCGACACGCCCCCAGCAUGGAUACAAUCAGCUGUAUAGUCGGCGCACAGCAUACUGUCACUUUAACGUUGUGAGGACUACAGCCACGAUGGGAGUUUUCAUAUUCAAUCAAGACAAGUUUUCAGAGCUCUCGUCGCCGGAAACGUAUCUAUAGAGAAAGAAAGCAGUCGGUGUUGCGCGUUCACGGUUCGACCCCGCAUGAUUUAGAUGCAGGAUGUCAGUGUUGCUGAAAAGCCGGUAAGAUUAGUACAAAGUGAGUUUGCUACCCCUUCAGCAUCACACAAAGGGAUCUACUGAGUUGAAUGGUGUUGUGUCAUUGAGGUUUGAAUGUCAUAAAGAAACAUCCGCGAAACGAAAUGGAUCACUUCGCAGCAGAGUGCCUUGUGUCAAUGUCCAGCCAAGCAAUUGUUCACGGUCCAAAGGGGAAUAGAGAGAUCAAACCCGAAACUGCGGCUGCACAGAGGAAUGGAGAAGAGACCAAGGAGCCUUUGAGGGAUAACUCCUCUCUCUUUGUGGUGGCGAGAAUUUUGGCGGAUUUUAAUCAACAGACACCCACUAAUUUUGUCGAACAGGCAAAGAUAAAGGAGGAGAGCAUUGUGCCACCAACGGCGACCCAAACCAGAGAUGAUGGGAACUCUGCCACACCUACCACCAUCACCGCCGACUCUGCUCUUAAACAAAGAAGCAAACGAAAUAGGGGCCGAAUUGAACAAGAAGUCCCGCAGAAAAAGCACAAAUGCCACUAUUCAGGUUGUGAAAAAGUUUAUGGCAAAUCGUCCCAUCUCAAAGCCCACCUAAGGACACAUACAGGAGAGCGACCCUUUCCUUGCACCUGGCCUGACUGCAGUAAGAAGUUUGCUCGCUCCGACGAGCUGGCACGGCACUAUCGCACCCACACGGGCGAGAAGAAAUUCGGCUGCCCCCUGUGCGACAAGCGAUUCAUGCGGAGCGACCAUUUGAUGAAACACGCACGCCGUCACUCCGACUUUCAGCCGGCAAUGCUGAAGAGGCAGCACGGAGGAGGCAAUGCCACCGUCCCGAGCAGCACGCGCCCCGGCUCCCUCAGCGAUUACAGCCGCUCUGACGCCUCAAGCCCCACACUUAGCCCUACCCUCAGCCCCGCCAGCUCGCCUUAACCUGGCCGCACUUUCUGCCCACAGCUCCUGGGUCCCCAGGCUAAACUUUUUCUUCGCUAUCGAUCUUUUCCUCUCCAAACAAAUGGCAUAAUUAGCGCCCAUGCUAAACCCCUUCGCUUGCUGUGGUAUACUGUACAUAACUGCUUCUUGUAGUGCAAUGUUCUUGUGCAAACCCUAAGAGAGAGAGAGAGAGAGAGAGAGAGAGAGAGAACAGAAGAAGAAAAAUGCUUUUUCCAGAUGGCAAUAUUUACAUGAUGUACCAUAUGUCUGUACUUUUAAAGCUUCUGGCCUUCAUGGCCACUUUUCCAUUUGUUUUUUGUUUUGUUUCGUUCAUUUUACAACCGAUCAGUUUGAGUGAACAAAAAAGUUGAAAGGUUUGACAGGUAAACUAUUGUUUCUUUUUUUUCUUUUUUAUUAUUCUUUAUUUAAAACGGGUGAGGGAAAGGGGCUCACAUACACCUCAGGAUUCAGAACAGUUUUUUUUUUCUCCUUUAAUAUUCACAUUGACUGCACAAGACAAGCCUCACUUUACUCCGAAAUUCAACAGAGGUUGAGUUUUGCGCCCUGCUCAGGGAUGGCCUCGUUAGCUUGAAAGAAUGAACAUGAUGAAGACAGACAUAUGUUAAGAAGCAGCCUUACACUCGGACAAAGGAAACUUUGCACUCUUUUUUUAUUUUAUUUUUUUUGGUUUUCACAUCAGGGGAAACAAAUUCUGGGUUUUAACAAUAAAAACAUUUUCUUUUGUUAUUGUUAUUAUAAUACAUUUUUGGUAAAUCAGUCUAAGAGUGGCAGAACCACUCACAAGAUAAGAAGGGGGGGGGGGGGGGGAGUUGUGUUAUUGAGACUGGAAAUGAGACUCAAAACUAUAUUUUCAACAUUGCUAUCUCCCGAAAACCCUGUACACAGAGCUGUGCUUUCCUGGGUCCUCGUUUCAAAGGGAAACCUCUCAAUAUUGCAUGAAUGUAGUGAUCAGUCCGCCUUUAUAAGCCAGAACUGCCCAAUAAGGGAACUCAUCACUUCUCUUAGUGGACUAAACGAAACUCCACUUGAAAAUUCUGAGGCUAAAGUUUCAAAGCAGCUGUUUCCUCAAUAAAAAACAGCACAUUCAUCAACUUCAGGGUUUUCACUACAGUACGACUCAUUCAAAGGGACUACUUCAGACUCAAAUAAAGACAAAAAGCACAUGAACAGAAUCCACCAAAGACCAUGGUGUGAAUGAGAGAACAGAGAGGGUUUUUACUCUACUCAGUGGAAGACGGGAGGCAGUGAGGGAGGGAGUGAUGUUGGCAUUCUCUCAGGUAACGGCAGAAGUCCUGGCCCUCUGCCCUCCAUCUGCAGAGGCCUUCCACUUAGGAAAUGGCAUCAUCCCACACAGGGCUAUUCAUAGCACACUAGCCAGGAAGACGAGAGCCUAGAGUGGAGCUUUACGCACUCUGUCUCACUCACUCUAGCUGAAGAAGAAGAGUGGGAGGAAAAGAAAGAGAAGGAUGGAGGGCCUCAGCUGUGUCCUAAUCAGGCGCAAUGCAACACAUUUCCAGUAUCAAGACAUUUUUCUGUUCAACAUGAAUGUGGAAUGACAAAAUCACAGCCAAUCAGAACAUAUCUGAUGUUUAAUGCACACCAAUGACCAAUGGGAUUUCACUGUGGGUGAAACGGCAAAACGAAAUCAUGCUGCGUUCAUGUCAUGUUGGAAUUACUGAGAUUCUACUCGGAGCUGUUCACCUAAUACAGAGUUUUAAGAAGUAGUGAACACUUUUUACAAGAUGGAAUCUUGUAAUUACGGUAAUUCCUACAUGAGGUGAACGCACCAUUAGAAACCAAGCAACUGUCUUGUCGCUUAUAGUUUGUUGCCACGCCUGGUUAGGACCAGUGGUCGACUGAUAUAGGUUUUUAAAUGUCCAAUGUGCAGGCAUGUGCAUUUCUGUGUAAGAAGAAUACGCAAUAUUUACUCCGACUCCUCUAGACUCCACUAGCAAUAACAGUUCUGCCAAGCCAGUAAGGUUAUUGGCGAUAUUGAUAAUCUCAAAAUGGCCAAAUAUCGGUUUAUUACCAAUGUAUAGUUCCAUCACUAUUUGGGGUUCAGGUUUACAACUCAAUGUGGACUAGAUUGUCAGAGAGUGUAUGAUCAGGGCUGGGGCACUGGGGGGUGAGGAGAGACCCAGGCCUCAAUGAGAACAAAGACCACUAUCUGCAGGAGGCAGGAAAAGGGGUUUGACACAUUGCGAGACAGAUAAAGACAGAGGCUUUAUCACAAUCUGAGCACUCCAGCGGAAGGAACACCCAGUCAGCUCUCUCUCUCUCUCUCUCUCUGAGAGAAACCUCCCUCCCCUCUGCGCAACUCCCCUCUCACCCACCAACAGCAUCCCACAAUGCAUUGCCGGAGCUUAAAGAGGAAAAUCAGCCUAGUCUGAUUGGAUGUCAUCCAAGCAGCAGGCCAAGUGAGGGGGUUUGUAAUACAGGAAGUUGAAGCCCAAAUUAUAGCAGUUUGAGACAAUGGGCAUAUGUUAUGAAAGUGGAGUUAAAAAUGUUGGGAAUUUUUAGAUGAGAUAUUAUCAGUGUUUUGUUUGUUUGAUUCCCAGUUUGACACUGUUGACUUCUCAGACUAAAUCAGUCAUGCUUUCUAUUUAAAUGACUGUACUGUCUUUUUCACAAGCACAGGGAAACCUCACACACAAUUUUUUUUUUUUACUGUUGCAGGCUCACUGAUAUGUCAGUGUGACCACUAAAUACAUUACCUCAGUUAACCAUUAAAGCAGCUGCUUUUAAACUUGACUCAUUAAAAAGGCUUUUACAAAAAGAAGAAAGUACUACUACAUUUGUAGAUUUACAAUAUAUUCAUACAUAUCAACUGAACAGAUUUACCGUCCUAUAUCGUUUCAGCCUGCGAGGAUGAUAAGGGGUCAGGGUGAGAAACUGUUUAGCUGGGUUUUACUCGCUCAGGCGAAAGACAUACAAGACCCUCCAGGAUUUGAGGCACCGCUAUUCAAACUACUGUGGUGCUAUCUUUCUCUGUGACACUUUCCCAUACAUGCAGUGUUCCUAAAGUGACACUUUAAUAUUUAGCAAGCUUUCUAUCACAUCUCACUCACUUUUAUAAGCUCAAUAAUCAAAACCAGCCAUUCUUUCUUGUGUUGUCUCCAACACAACCCUACAAAUGACCACCCUCCAUGGCCAGUGUGGGGCGACCAGCAUCAGUGCUGUCCAGCUGGACGAGGGCUCUAGGGCUUGAGAAGCAGGUGGGGAGGCCUGUCAAUGCCAGGCCUUGUUCCCCCUUUAUCCUUCCUUUGCUAACGCCCCCAUCCCCCUCCAAGUGGCCUCUCUCGUGGCCCUCUAAAAGGCUUGGCCUAAUCAGAGCUUUUUCCUAUUUCUUCAGCUAAAGAAAACACCCCAAUGAAAAUAAACAGUGCCGGGAUGGCAUUAUCUCUGCAAUAAUACCAAGUAAAGCCAUCUAGCUAUGGACACACCCUCCCCUCGCCCUUUAAAGUAAUUUCAUCUUCCACAUCUGAAGGCUUGGGUAUGAUUCAUUUUGCCGUGUGCUGUAUACGUCUCACGACGCUCUAGCCUUUUUAAAGUAUACUCUUUUGACCGCAAGCCUGUACGGACACAUUCGAAGCAUGUGCACUAUGACUGCUUUGUGAUACGCUUUUCUACAUACAAUGUCAGAUGCAUGCUCCAACUAUGCACACAGAUGCGGACUGUUUGCAUGUCUAGAAAAACUGGACUGCAAGCGAAAGUCUGGUCGUAUUGUGCUAAUGACGAAAUUUGCGUCAAGCGCAUUGUGUGUGAGACAUAGCGGCACAUGGAAAACGAAGCAUACUUAUGUCUCAAGAUGGAAUUCCAUUGGAAUGUUGCCAUACUUAGCUUGGUUAGCUUUCAAAUUUCUUGUCUCCCCACAGAAUUUCUCGACACAUGCGCACUACAACUGCUUUCUGAUACACUUUAGUACAGUCAACUCCAGACACAUGCUUGAAAACGCUCAAAGAUAAGAACUGUCUGUGUUUCUAGGAAAUCUGAGCUGCAUGCAGACAGUCUGCACGUGCUGUGGGAAUGAAAACCGACGUACUUUGGUCUCCAAGAUGGAAUUCCAUUGCAGUGUUUUCAAAUUAGCUAGAUUAUCUUUUGAAGUUCUUUUCUCCCCUCAAAAUGUCCUGCCCAUAAGCCCUACAGAUGCGCUCGACGCAUGCGCACUACAUCUGCUUUGUGAUACUCUUUAGUAGUCAACGGCAAGCGCGUGUGGCGAAAACUGUCCGCGUUUGUAGAAAAUGUUGACUACACGCGGACAUACUAUGUAGCGGCGCGUGGGAAACUAAAGCAUACGUUGCUCUUAAGUUGGAAUUCCAUUGCAAUGUCAUCAAAUUUAGCUAGGUUAACUUUCGAAAUGAAUUUCUCCCCUCAUAAUUUCUCAAGUUAACUUUACUUAUAAAGUAAGCCAGCUUGAAGAGUUCUCCAUCCGUGAACACUCACUCAUUGUAUCUGCAAAUACUCCCCACUGCUGGUCGGUGGAGGAUAUUUCACAAGUUAUAAGGGCAUAGAAAAGCCAGUCUAACCCAAUAUCCUCUUCAUUAGUACUUUUCAAACCCAAUAAAACAUGAUGCCAUUGGCUGUAAAACUUCAACCCUGUUGGCAACAAAACUGUAUUUGUGUACUGGUUAGAUAGAGUAUACUCAAGAUAGUAUAUAUAUAUUCCUGCUAAUGUGUUCUGAAAAAUGCAUUUGCUUAAUGUAAAUUCACUCACAGCCUGGGUCAGGGUGAAUUACAUGUAAAACACACACAUGCACGCUGUUCCUGUAUUUUUCACUGUACCGAUACUACUUGAAUGAGAAGCAAGACCAUUGAACAGAGAUGAAAACAUGUCUAGGUCAUGACAAGUCAAACUGUAUCGUUUCUUGGCUUACAACCCAGCUAUCACAAAUUAUGUGAACUUGGAUAUAUUCAUUUAUCUUUAUUUGUUAAAUAUUUCAGCAUUGUGUUGUAAUUUUUCUGAAUAUUUUCUUUAGAUUUCUGUGUUUGUGGUUUUAGCUAUGUUAUUAUUAUUGAUAUUUCUUGCAAAUAAUGUUAUUAGUGUUUCAUAAUGCUUUCUUUUCUGUCUGCUGCGAUGUUGCUUGUCCUAUGCUAGUAGAGAGGAGUAAAGAUCAGAUAAUAACUUUUUUAUUCAAAGAGACUGACCUCUUUGUCAAUAGCAGAAUAUAGGUGUGUAAUCUCCACAUAUAAGGAAGAAAAGGGAAAUAGCCUGACUUCUCGGCUGAAUGCAGCGGCAGGAGACUGCUUAACAGAGCAUAACUAUAGAGACCACAGCAUUGUAAAUAGAUAGUCACACAUUCAUAUCAGAUUUUUUCCUUUGUUAUUUAACAUAUUUAGAAUUCCAACUUGGUGUUCGAUUUUGUUUUUGUCAUGCAUCUUUUCAAACUCAUACCUCCUAAUAACAAUAAUAACUGAGAAGGUUUUUUUUAUUUUUUUUAUAAAGGGUGGGAGGAGGAAUUUGAUGGAAUUCACAUCUAAAAGACUUGUACAUUUAAUUACAAUAUUUUUAAAUGAAUUUUAAGGGUCUUAUGAGCCACAAAGCCUCGUACUGAAAGCGAAUCAUCUUUCAUGAAAUGAUUUCUACAUGGAUUGCAUAAACCCACAUUCCCAUCUCAUCGAGAAAUGGUUUGUUUUUUUACAUGGCCAUUUGUUCACAGAACUCAACAAAUGAUUUUAAUAGUGCUUGAUUGAAUUUUAGCACAAACUAAAGAAGACUUUGAUCGUGCAUUCGACAAAUUGCAUGUUAGUUCAAUAAUGAGUGCCAAAGGCAUUAGAAGGUUGGUCUUUAUUACAUCACAAACCUAUAGACAACUGAAGUACACAGUGAUAAGUGAGUUAACCAUGUUUUGUUUUCUAUGAGUGGUGUAUGUUUUUAAGUGUAUGUAGCAGGGUGAAUGAUGUGCAUUAGACGAGCGAGUAUUUCUAAAAACAAUUGUUUCUAAUUUGGUGUGUUCUUGCUGUGCUUUUAAUCAUUUUUGUUUUCCUUUAGUUAUGUUUUGCUACAUUUUAGCAUUGUUUUGUUGUACAGUUCGGAACAAAUGCACAUAUAUUCGUAAAAGUGAAAACUCGGACAUUAACCUGUUCACCAUCUUAAAAGAAAGCUCUACCAUUCCAAAGGAUUGCAAAUGCAUUUGCUAUAAAUAUGCUGCUUAUAUCCAACCAAUGCAUCAAAGCUUCAUUUCUUGUCAUGUAUUUAUUUUACAAUUACUCUUUUUGACUGUGAUACAUGUACUAUAUGACUUUUGUUACUAGUUCAGUUCGGUACUAAACUAUUUUUUCAUCUCUUUACUGUCUUGUAGGUUUUCUUCUGACUUUUAUUUGUACAAGUUGCCUGUAAUCGUAUACGUAGUUUUACAGCCAUGCCAGAUUCUGGUAUCUUAAAAUAGAAGUUCACCCAAAAAUUUCAUUUGUUAUCAUUUUUAUUUUUGGGUAAACUAUUCCUUUAAGCAGAAAACCUUUGACCCUCUCAAAGAUGGUAAAAGACAAUACGGCUUCCAAGUGCGUGCGCAAGGGUUCAGUUAUCAGUUCCAUGGUCUUCCCAUGCAAAGUGAGGUCAGUUUGAAUAACCAAUGUUCUCAAUGGUAAAGGAAGAUGUUGUCAUAGUUUAAAAAGUUGUAGAAUGCUAUUGCCAAGGAUGCUAUGGCAUAUAGUUUGGUAGAAUGCCAUUUACCUUUAGCUUUAUUGAAUUACAGCACAGGUGAUUGAAUAACUAUAUUGAAUUGUUGUUUUUAAGACUUGUUACCAAAGGCUUUCUGAAAGAAUGGAUGAAUAUUCAAAUUGCAUUAUUUGGAAGUCAGUCUGCCAUUUGAUGGUUUCAGAAGAACAUUUGAGUGUUUUGCUGAAAGAGAAAAAGAACUGACAAAAGUAAGAAAAUUUGUAUAUAACUCAUAACCAUAUAAAUACAUGACACAUUUUCUUACUCUCAAAAUAUCAGCCUUUUUCUAGUGGAAACAAUCAAAGUAGGUUGUAUGGAUAUGCAAAAUCAACUACUUUUAAACCAGAAUAACCAUAAUCCACUAAAACCUGCAGAUCGAAUAGCUUAUUGAUUUAACGUCAUCCUAGAAAUACAUAUAUGUGAACAUACAAAACAACUGUUGUUUGUCCAGCAUUGCCUUUGUAGUCCCACCAUGCAGUUAAGGCCUUUACAUCAGGCAGCAUGUUGGUGUAAAGAUCACUAUUGGUGAAAAUUACACUGUGCUUUUGCAGUUAGAUGUUUCUCCAAAGAACCUAAGUAGAUGCCAUACAGUAAUCGUGUUUUCUAGUUAACAAAGCUUCAGAGAUGUCAACACACUUAAGGAAUUACUAGACAGCAUCUGCACCUUAAGAAAUUAAGAAAACAUCAUUUACUUGAGGUCUGCUUAAUGGUUGCCUGUCAUUUGAAAUGGUGGAAGUGGAUUUUGUUUUUAGCCCUAGCUUAGGUUUGACUGUUGUUUAUGUUUCGUCUCUUUCUUAACACAGGAGACACUAACUGCUUUUCAGGGUUGUGGUCAUUUCUGUUUGUCUGGGUGUCUGCCAAGCCAUGUGGUUGGGUUUGAAUUCAAACACACUCGCUCCAGUAAAAAGACGCCCGAUUGUCACUGAUCCCUAAGUGUUAUGGCGCGAGUGCAUGACCUAGCAAUUUCGCAAGGCUGAACUCGGUGCCACUCCCUCAGGGAGAGUCUAGCAGAUGAACUCCAACUGAUAAUACAGUCAAAAUUCAUUUAAAAUAAUAUGAAUUUCCCAUGAAGAGAAAACAGCAUAAACACCAUACUUCUCUUAAGUUCUGAAAAUAGAACACUGUGAAAGAGGCAUUUGAAAGACUGAACGCAUUUCAAAUAUUCCAUUGCAAUCUCCGUGUGAUGUUUCAAAUCAGUUAGGGUGGAAAAUUAAGUCAAAUCUCUUCUCUUCAAACAUACCAGUUAAAGGGACAGAUCACACAAAAAUAAAGAUUCUGUCAUCAUUUACUUAUGCCUCACAGUUUUUACGAAUCCACAUGACUUUCUUUAUCGCUUGAUACACAAAAGGACUUAUUUACAGCAGAAUGUCCAAGCAGCUCUUUUUCAUACAAUGAAAGUAAAUGGCAACCUUGACUGUCAAGUCCCUUACGAAAAUACAUUUUUGAGAGUUCAUGGCAAAUUUGCUACAAAUUUUCCAAUGAUAAAUUUCACAUGCAAAUUAGCUUUGCGGCAAAUUGUCCAUUGUUGCCAAAGGUUUGUCAAGGGUUCAUUUGCAAAUUUGUGGUACGUUUGUAGCAAGUUUUGAGUUUUUUUAAGGGGUGAUUUCAGUUAAUUAUGACUUAAAUUGGAUAUUUAGUGGAUAUAUAGUCCAGAAGCUUUAUAGACUACUUUUAUGAUGCUUUUAUGGUGAUUUUAUUGGUCUUUUUGGAGCUUGACAGCCUCCCCAUCCACUUUCAUUAUAUAAAAGAUCAUCUUGGACAUUUAGCUAAAGUUCUCCUUUGGUGUUACACAGAGGUCAUACAAGUUUUUUCAUGAGAGGAAUGACAUGAGAGUGAGUAAAUGAUGAUUUCUUUUUUUUUUGCAUGAACUAUCCCUUCAAGCACAUCAUGUGCUAACACCCUCCAUUCUUAGAGAUUUCAAUAAGUGUUGUAUAGCGAAUUGUAGUGAGGCACUCGUGGCCUCAUGCUGUCUUGUAGACAUUCGUGGCGUGAACUCAACUUGCCUUCCUAUUGUACGUAUUCGUCUGUAUUUUCUAUUUAAACUACACCGUGUGAUGCCUGCUCCAGUCUCUAUAUGGUGCUGGGUUUCUAUUUCCCAGUACAUCUGUACUUUUUAUCAUAGCUAUUCUUUAACAAUGGCCAGUUCCACUCUCCAUAACCUCAUUCAAAAUACUGCCGCAUAAUGUAACUAUUUUUUUUAUUGUUAUUUUGCAAUCAACCAAAUCACUACAGCGAAGUAUUACAGUUGUAUAGUUCCUUGAAUUAUUCAGAUAACAUUAUUGUUGCUGGUCUAUGGUUGCUCUGCUGUAUCUUUUUAUUACCUUUAUUUUUUACAUGUUAGACAAUAUUGUGACGAUGUCCUAUGCAAAUAUGAGAAUUAACAAGAAUUUGUCAAAUAAUGUAUGUUGUCUUAACUUGUAUGCAUGAAAUAGUGAAGUUUACAUUUGAGAAUAAAUUCUUAAAUAAGAA